Molecule: messenger RNA, 933 nt
Organism: Pleuronectes platessa (European plaice)
Lineage: Eukaryota; Metazoa; Chordata; Actinopteri; Pleuronectiformes; Pleuronectidae
Product: zinc finger and BTB domain-containing protein 41
Exons: 2
Coding region: 99-926 (275 amino acids)
Biological process (GO): regulation of transcription by RNA polymerase II
Cellular component (GO): nucleus
Molecular function (GO): DNA-binding transcription factor activity, RNA polymerase II-specific; sequence-specific DNA binding
Source: RefSeq, a predicted model, not a curated record
AGAAGAACAAGAACAAGAACAAGAAGCAAAAGCAGAAGCAGAAGAAGAAGUCAUCAGUGACUCAGACCUCAGCUGUUCGUACUGUUUGAGGACCUGUCAUGUCCACACUCCAUAGUCUGAAUGUUUUCAUCAGCCAGCGGCUCAGUGCGGCGGUGGAGGAGAUCAUUGGCCGAUUAGAGACAGUGAUAAGCGAGUAUGAAGAGGAUAUGAAGUGCCGGCAGCUCAGGCUCACUGCCCAGCGACAAACCGUAGGUGUGCAGCAACAUUUGGUGAUUAAAGAAGAGGUUCUGUCUGAGCAGCAAGAGUGGAUCUCCAGCCUGGACAAGCAAGCCCCAAAGUGGGCACACGUUAAAGAGGAAAAAAAGGAUCUCUGGACCAGUCUGCAAGUCAGGAGUCAACAGCAAGGACUGCAGGAGGAAAAUAUCAUCAAGUUCCCUUUCACGCAUUUCAAUUUGAGGAAUGAAGAUGAAGAGGAAUCUCAGUCCUCUGCGUUUUGGCACAGACAAACUGAGGAUAACCAAGAGGCUGAGCCGACGAAACCUGAUGUAGAGGGUGAUCGAGGAGCAGAAGCUAAUAGGAUCUUAGAGUCUGGUUUAAUAUGCCUCUCUGGAUUUGGCGAUAAGACCCUAUACUCUUCUGAAUCUCAGACUGAUGACAGUGAUGAUGACUUGAAGGAGAUUAGGAAACCUCAAAUAGAUUUGAAUACUGUGAAAACUAACGUUCCAGUCUGUGAUAUGGGACACAAUAUCGACAAUAAAUUGUUUAGCUGCUCAAAAUGUGAGAAAAGAUUUGGACAGAAGCACCAUCUGCAGACACAUAUGAGGUGUCAUACCGGAGAGAAACCCUUUACUUGUUUGAUCUGUGGGACCAAAAGAAGUGCGAUAGAUGUCACGUUAAACAGAGCAAAUCAACUAAAUAAAAUAUGAAAAAAGA